Molecule: messenger RNA, 1390 nt
Organism: Aaosphaeria arxii CBS 175.79
Lineage: Eukaryota; Fungi; Ascomycota; Dothideomycetes; Pleosporales
Product: 18S rRNA biogenesis protein
Exons: 1
Coding region: 48-1265 (405 amino acids)
Biological process (GO): endonucleolytic cleavage of tricistronic rRNA transcript (SSU-rRNA, 5.8S rRNA, LSU-rRNA); ribosome biogenesis
Cellular component (GO): nucleolus
Molecular function (GO): RNA endonuclease activity
Source: RefSeq, a predicted model, not a curated record
CCAGCUCCGCUCCCCAAACAUCCCGACCUUCCACAACUCACACAACAAUGACCGACUCCACAACAAGGCAGCAACUGCUGCGAUUCGAAGGCCACCGCCACCUUACUACGCGCCUGAUCCUCUCCACGCUCACCGGGCGCCCAAUCCGCAUAUCGCAAAUCCGAUCUUCAUCCACCACAACGCCCGGUCUCCAACCGCACGAGGUCUCCUUCCUCCGCCUCCUCGACUCCGUAACCAAUGGCUCUCAGAUCGAGUUCUCGAUGACCGGAACCACACUCGUGUACCGACCGGGCCUCAUCACGGGGUCCGCAGAAGGCCUGGGCGCAGCAGGCGGCGUGAUCCGGCACGAGAUCCACAAGGAGUGCGCCGGCCGCGGCGUGAGUUGGUGGUUGAUCCCGCUGUGCCUGCUCGCGCCGUUCAGCAAGUCGAAAAUGAAUGUCAUCUUCCACGGCGAGGGGUGCGUGACGGGCGCGACGCCCAGCGGCGACGUCAGCGUGGAUACAGUGCGCACGGCCCUGCUCCCGCUGUACAAGAACUUCGGCAUCGAGAGGGACAUCGAGUUGAGGAUUUUGAAGAGGAGUUGUGCGCCUGGGUCUGGGAAGAGCGCGGGAGGAGAGGUGCAGCUGGUGUUUAAUCACCAGGUUAGGUUGCCUAAGACGCUGCAUCUGCUUAAUCCUGGAAGGGUGAAGAGGAUUAGGGGUGUGGCGUAUGCGGUGGGUGUCAGCGGAGGAAAUAAUGCUAGGAUGAUUGAGGCGGCGAGAGGGGUGUUGAAUAAGUUUGUGCCGGAUACGUAUGUCUUUUCGGAUGUGUCGAGCGCGCCGUUGAUGCCGUCGUAUGAGAAGGGCGCUCCUGCUGGAGCUAAGAAGAAGGGUGCCGUGGGUUUUGGGUUGUCUCUUGUAGCAGAGAGCUCGACGAAUUGCUUCUACUCCGCCGACAUGGCUAGUCCACCCAGUGGUGGUGUGCCUCCCGAAGAGAUUGGAAAACAGGCAGCUCUCCAAUUGUUGGAGGUCAUUGAGAAGGGAGGUUGCGCGGAACCGAUCAGCGCGGAGACCAUGCUUGUAUUAAUGGCCAUGGGAAGCGAAGAUGUCGGUAGAUUGGGCAUGGGACGGGAUGUGAUCGCAAAUGAAGAGGUCAUCCAGCUCGGAAGGGACCUCAGGGAGUUCGGUGGAGCCGGUUGGGGACUGGUAGACAUUGAAGAGAAAGGAAUCGUCAAAGUCAGUGUAGUGGGCAGAGGUGUGGGCAACGUCGGACGAAAGAUGGCAUAGUUUGGAUAAGAGUAGCAACGGAAGGCAUCAACGGUGUUUUAAGACGGAAAGGAAAAGUAUUUACACAGAUUUGAUACCCAAUCUUAGAGCAAGAAUUCGAUCAUAUGGAACGGCUCGAAGAGUGG